Messenger RNA from Zeugodacus cucurbitae (melon fly), 2829 nucleotides. RefSeq names its product ATP-binding cassette sub-family G member 4. The record is from RefSeq and is a predicted model, not a curated record. Bases 439 to 2523 code for a protein of 694 amino acids. Gene Ontology annotation, cellular component: plasma membrane. The transcript has 11 exons. Lineage: Eukaryota; Metazoa; Arthropoda; Insecta; Diptera; Tephritidae. Gene Ontology annotation, molecular function: ATP binding; ATP hydrolysis activity; ABC-type transporter activity.
UCGUUAGCUAAGCUGCUUGCUUGCCGCCUCAAUGCUGUUUUGGUUCGACAAGAAUAGCCAAAGUGUUAACUACGCUCGAUCGGAGUGGUUGGGUGUUUGCGCUACAACUCGAUAUUCUCACCUUUUAAUAAGGACAACAAGCAAUUACGCUGACGAUUUGUUACGCGAACGGGAAUGUGAAUUUUCUAAAUAAACUGUAUAAGAAUAAAAAAUAAAUAAGGAGUUUUUGUCGAAAGCUAGAGGCCCUCUUCUUAAAUGUGAGUGAGUUCCAAAAUAAACUGAAAUUGAGAAAAGUGAUAUUUUGUAUUGUAAAAAGCGUGAAAAAAGUGUUCUCAUUAGUGUCUUGACUCCAGAGUGACUUCUAUGAAUACGAGAGAAGGCGUGGAUUACGAGAAUCGAACGCACGUAAAAGCUUAAGUUUCAAUAAACAGUCUACAAAUGUUAUCCGCACGAGAACAGUUUUUCUCACCUUCCGCAACGCCAGCAUCAGCGUUGGGACUGGGUAUUGAGGUGGUUGACCAGCCAUCAACUCCCGUGUAUAGCCAAACCACAGUGCCUUUGACCAGUGUGCAUGGUUGGCGGAAUGGCGGCAGCGUAUUUGUCUCAGCGCCCGCUACAAAUGGUGUCAACGAACUGCGUAAGGAUCAACAACAAACACAAACACAGCCAUUGGCGACAAACAAAAGUAACGGCUACACUAAUGGUGGUACGGAGAAAACCUAUGACGAACCUUUCUCGAAUUUGCCUUCGCGUCAACCUGUUGAUAUGGAAUUCAAGGAGCUUUCACUUACGGUGCAAAUGGGGUUCGGAAAAGGUGAAAAGGAGAUUUUACAUAAUGUCUGUGGCAAAUUCCCCGGUAGUCAACUAAUUGCGAUAAUGGGGCCUUCUGGUGCGGGAAAAUCCACGUUACUGGAUGCUUUAUCAGGCUUCAAAACAACAGGUGUAGAUGGUUCUAUACUCCUUAAUGGUCGUCGACGAGAUUUGCCUUCAUUCCGCCGAAUGUCCUGUUACAUAACUCAAGAUGAUCGCCUACAGCCGCUAUUGACAGUAAACGAAAAUAUGCAUAUAGCAGCAGAUUUGAAACUGGGCCCAAAUGUGAGCUACGAGGAGAAGGAAGGACGGAUCGAAGACAUUUUGUUGCUACUGGGUUUGUACGAACAUGACCAGACAAUGACUAUGCGUCUGUCAGGUGGACAAAAGAAGAGGCUUUCUAUUGCAAUGGAAUUGAUCAACAAUCCAACAGUGAUGUUCCUUGAUGAACCCACAACUGGGCUGGACAGCAGCUCCUGCACCAAAGUACUGGAAUUAUGCAAGAAGUUAGCACAACAGGGUAGAACCAUUAUUUGUACCAUUCAUCAACCCACCGCCAAAUUAUUCCAAAUCUUCGAUCAAGUAUACGUACUUUCGGCGGGUAACUGUGUAUACCAAGGAAGUACAGAAAAAUUAGUGCCAUUCUUACAGACCGUCGACUUGCCAUGUCCAGUCUAUCACAAUCCUGCAGAUUACAUUAUUGAACUGGCUUGUGGAGAAUAUGGAAACGAAAAAGUUGAUAUUUUGAAGUCAGCAGCUGAAAAUGGUAGCAGCCUAGCGUGGUUUGACGACCCAAGUUCUAUAUUACGCGCCGAAGCGUUAAUGCGCAAAUAUCCCAUACCCAAGAAGUCAAAAAAACGUUCUUUGGAGGACACGAGCUAUAUUAAUCAGUUAUCGGUAUUGAUGCGUCGGGGCUAUAUAAAGGCAAAACGUGAUACAACUUUAACUCAUUUGCGCAUAGCUGUUAAUGUUUUUGUUGCCAUCAUUCUGGGUUCAUUAUACGCCGGCUCUGGUCGUGAGGGUUCGAGAGUCCUAGACAAUUAUAACUUACUGUUUGCCAUAUUAAUUCAUCAUUCGAUGACAACGAUGAUGUUAACUGUUUUAACAUUCCCAAUAGAGAUGUCAAUAUUACUGAAGGAACACUUCAAUCGCUGGUAUUCACUAAAGGCUUAUUAUACGUCAAUCACAUUGAUCGAUCUGCCCAUUUCGAUUAUUGGUUGCCUACUUUUCACCGUUAUCAUAUAUCUAUGGAGUUAUCAGCCAAUGGAGUGGAUGCGAUUUUGGAUGUUCUUUGCGAUGAGUUUGCUGACUGUAUUUGUUGGUCAAAGUUUUGGGCUGAUGAUUGGCGCUUGGUUUAGUGUUGUGAAUGGCACUUUCUUAGCACCUGUACUGACUAUUCCGAUGAUGAUGUUUGCCGGUUUCGGUGUAACACUUCGAGAUUUACCCAGCUAUUUGAAAUGGGGCAGCCAUAUAUCUUACCUGAGAUACGGUUUGGAAGGUUUUGUUGGUGCCAUUUAUGGUGAGGGACGUGGUGUGUUAGACUGUAAUGAGGCACCAUAUUGCCAUUAUAGAUACCCGAAGAAGUUCCUGGAGGAGAUCACAAUGAGCGGUGAUCAGUUUUGGAACGAUUUCCUGGCCUUGUGUGUUAUUACCAUAGCUUUUAGAAUAGUAGCAUUUGUUGUUCUUAAAGCAAAAAUAAAUUCGGUGAAAUAAUAUGUAAUUCUUCCCAUAUUUAAUACGAUUAUGGUUAUGUAUUCUGAAAUAGUAUAAGUUAGCGAUAGUGUAUUUACGAAAAGCAAACUUUAGAAAACAAUUUCUGAAAACGAUUUCAAGUAUUUUAAAGAAUAUGUUAAUGUAUUAUGUAGAACAUUUUAUUAUGUCUUUUUUUACUUUUUACAUAUUGUAUGUAAAUGUUGGCGUUUAAACUAUAUUAAGUUAAAAGACUUGUAAUAAAAUAGUUACAUAAUGUGAUUCAAAUCAAAUAAGAUUAAAUAAAACGAUGUUAUUUUUUGGAAUAAA